This is a messenger RNA of Marchantia polymorpha subsp. ruderalis, 1281 nucleotides long. NCBI's taxonomy places the organism in Eukaryota, Viridiplantae, Streptophyta, Marchantiopsida, Marchantiales, Marchantiaceae. The record is from the annotation of a GenBank genome assembly.
UGGAUUAAUUUUUGGAGGUCGAUACACUCCAGUACUGCACUGUGAUUGUUCUUCUGUACUUCUCUCUGUAGUGCAAUCCGUCCGUUGUCGGGAUUUGGGGUACUUUUGAUGCUCAAAACCUGAAUCGCUUAGAGCGUCUGUGCAAGUCGGGGUUUUGGGUGGUGUCUGGCACAUGUCUUCCUCUGUCGCUCCGUCCGUGGGUGAAUGUUUGUUUGCUUGCCUGCCACUUUAUAAUCUCUCAAGAAAUCGGCCCUCCUUGGAUCACAAAAGUCUGUUGUGGCGGAAGGAUUGUGUGACUGGGUUCAGACAGAGCUGCAGAGAUUCUCAGCAGGUAAUGAAUUGCUCUGGAAUGUGAAGCAGACUCAAGGGGACCAUUAUGGCGCUGAGUAAUUUCUUAGUUACAGUAGUCGGGGUUGGAGCCAUAGUGCUCAUGCUUCGUGGGGAUGUGCGGAAGUCAUCUGUUACGCUGCGACGCAAUCUUCGUCACAUUCGCGAAUGGCUUGAAACGGAGCAAGUAGCCGCAUCCAAGGGAGAGCCAGUAAAACCCAAGGAAAUGGAGGCAGGGUCAAUACCUUCAGAGAAACCACCCAAGAAGGAAGAGAAAGUACAUUAAAAAUGUCAACCACUUCCAUCUGAGUCCUCCCUGGAGUGCGCCACUGCAACCGAACACAUUGUAACUUGUACACUAUUGGAGUGGUGGUUCUCUGCGAUUGAGUAGUUUGAUAUUGGCGACAAAGUGUGUACCUAGGGGAUGCGCUUACGUAAUUAUUGGGAGAGUACCCACUGCGCCGCCUGAAGCCCUUCAAACUGCAUUCACGAUUUUUUCUAAUAAUUGAUGUAUAAUAUACAUCAAAGACUAUGGAAAAAUCAAGACACUGCCGGAAGUGCAAAUAUUCGCUAUGAGAUUUUCGAGAUCAGUAUCUGUCGUCGGCACUUUCCAAAGUCAUCUAAAGUGUGCCGUGGUCAGAGCUUUUGACAGGUUAGACCAAAGCUUAACAAUGAAAAUGAUGAAUUUUAAAAGGCACCCUGGCCUAUUUUGUGAGGGUUGUCAAGACCUCCUUUUCAUGGUAUUAUGGUGAACGAUUUUAGUGGAUCAUUUUUAUAUCAUUGAACGUCUUAUGAUUUACACCGGAUUAUAGUUGUGAAAUCCGCCGAAGACCACCUCGUCGAGUUUGUCCGAAAUCUAAAUUGUUAGGUGUUACUCAUUUAAUUUGUAAGUCCUUGCUCUGAUUCUGCUCCUAAAGCAAGGUUCUUACAUGCAUUGUAUGUUUAUCUAUCGGA